Messenger RNA from Drosophila erecta, 2161 nucleotides. It is a transcript of the gene Ugt35C1, whose product is annotated as UDP-glucuronosyltransferase 2B10. Lineage: Eukaryota; Metazoa; Arthropoda; Insecta; Diptera; Drosophilidae. Bases 24 to 1577 code for a protein of 517 amino acids. Gene Ontology annotation, molecular function: UDP-glycosyltransferase activity. The transcript has 2 exons. The record is from RefSeq and is a predicted model, not a curated record.
UGCAAGAGACUCGUUCGGUAAUCAUGAGAGUAUUGGCUGUGAUAGCGAUCGUGUUUUGCGCUUUGGGCGCCAAGCCGCUCGAAACAGAAAGUGCGAAGAUUUUGGCUACACUGCCGUUUCCGGGUCGAUCUCAGUACAUUUUUGUGGAGACCUACUUGAAAGCCCUGGCAGCUAGGGGUCACCAGGUGACUGUUAUUAAUACCUUUAAGAACAAGGAGACGCCAAACAUGCGCUUCAUUGAGGCCCUCAAAGCGCAUGACUACGCAGAAGAGAUGAUGAAUUUGCUAAAUGUGCCACUAUUGUGGCAGCAGCUCAAUGCCAUGGAUUACAUAUUGGACAAAUUCAUCGAGACUACACUGGAAGACGAGGGUGUGAAGAAGCUGAUAAAUUCUGGGGAAACUUUUGAUCUGGUGCUGGCGGAGAUGGUCCAAAUGGAACCGCUGUACGGUUUGGCUCAGCAUUUCAAUGCCACCUUGGUAGGAUUCUCCAGCUAUGGAACUGAUAGGAGAAUUGAUGAGGCUGCUGGAAAUAUAUCACCCAUAUCAUAUAACCCCUUAGUGACAUCUCCGCGAACCGAUCGGAUGACCUUUCUGGAGCGCUUGGAAAACCACCAUGAUGUUAUUGUGGAGGACAUUCAUCGGCACGUAGUUCACCUGCCACAUAUGAGGAAGGUAUACAAAAAGUAUUUCCCGAACGCAAAGAAAACCAUGGAGGAAGUUAUGGACAGUUUUACGUUGAUUCUGCUGGGUCAGCACUUUUCCUUGAGCUAUCCGCGACCCUAUUUGCCCAACAUGAUUGAGGUUGGAGGAAUGCAAAUCUCGCACACACCGAAACCGCUGCCAGAAGACAUUAAACAGUUUAUUGAGGGUUCGCCACAUGGUGUUAUAUACUUCUCCAUGGGCUCCAAUGUGAAGAGCAAGGAUCUGCCAAAGGAAACUCGAGAUACGCUGCUGAAAACCUUUGCCAAAUUGAAGCAGCGAGUGCUGUGGAAAUUCGAAGAUGACGAAAUGCCCGGAAAGCCAGCAAAUGUGCUGAUCAAGAAAUGGUUUCCCCAGCCGGAUAUUCUGGCCCAUCCGAAUGUGAAGUUGUUCAUCAGUCACGGUGGUCUGCUGAGCAGCACCGAAAGCGUUUACUUUGGCAAACCCAUACUGGGAUUGCCGUGCUUCUAUGAUCAGCACAUGAAUGUGCAGCGUGCCCAGCGAAUGGGAUUCGGAUUGGGCUUGGAUCUGAACAACCUGAAGCAAGAGGAUCUGGAAAAGACCAUCCAAACACUGCUCACUGAUCCAAGUUAUGCCAAAGCAUCCUCAGCCAUUUCCGAGCGGUAUCGUGAUCAACCGCAAUCAGCUGUCGAUCGAGCUGUCUGGUGGACGGAAUAUGUAAUCAGGCACAAUGGUGCUCCCCACCUGCGAGCAACUUCCCGGGAUCUCAACAUCAUUCAACUCCACAGCUUGGACACUUUGGCUGUGAUUGUGGCAGUACCUCUACUAGUCGCCCUGAUAAUCCUAAAGUUAUCUUGCAAAUUAAUGGGGGGCAAGAAACAAAAGUGCCCACAUGCUGAUAAGCCCAAGAAGCAUUAGAGGGUAUUUGUUGUUUAUAGUUUUUAAAACAGGGCUAUCUUAUAAGUCUUAUCUUAUGAAAUUAUAUUUUUUAUUGCCAAAUGUUGGUUGUCAUUCCAAGGGACUGACGUUUCUAAAACUUGUUACAGGGGAACACCAUUGCCGGCCGGCAUUUUUUUUCAUCAAUCUAUCAAGUGCUAUCAGUUGACCAGCUGUGGGAAUGUUUUUGUUUGAGUUUGCUGUUGAUAACGCUCGGUUAAAAAACAGGUUUUAGCUUACAUAGUGGAAAUAAUUAACUUAUCAAUUUGUAUAUAAGUUGAAAUGACGACCAAAUAGUUGCAAUUUAAAUACUUCCCAUAAUUACUAGCUUUGUCCCAGCAAAAAUACCAAGCAAUCUUAUUUUUCUGUACUUUUCAUUCAAAACACAAACGUUAUAUUUGUUUACAUUCUAGGCAUGCAUGCCAAUAGAAUUAUUAUUGUUAUGCAUAUAAAUUACAUCGUCUUAAUUGCAAUGAGAUUGUAUCAGAGCGUGGCCUUGAGCAAUUUCAUAUUAAUAAAGUCAGCUUGCACAUCGUCCAACACGACGUAUGAGUGAUAUUUAUUAA